Anopheles arabiensis is the source of this 3621-nucleotide messenger RNA. RefSeq lists its product as uncharacterized. NCBI's taxonomy places the organism in Eukaryota, Metazoa, Arthropoda, Insecta, Diptera, Culicidae. The transcript has 5 exons. Bases 1959 to 2666 code for a protein of 235 amino acids. The record is from RefSeq and is a predicted model, not a curated record.
CGUCGUCGUCGUCGUCGAAGUAGCCCGGCCGCAGAAAGGAAGAAGGGUGCGUGUAUCAUUUGCGCUCCUUUUCACACUCGUUCGCACUCUCCUGUUUCGCUCUCUCGCUCGCACGCUUUCCUUUGCUUACACGCAUUGGUUCAACUGUGGACCGAUUUUCGCGUUUUCCAGCGCGUGUGUUUCACAAUCGAUUUUCAUUCGGUGUCACCCGGUGGUUGAGUGGCAUGUGGGGGGAAAGGGGAGUUCCCCGAAGUCCGAAGAACGGCUCGUUGUUUGCGUUUCCGCGACCAGCUGUACCGAUCGUGGAAGGAAAGGGCCGAAGCGCGGCACGGCUGCCGCUACUGCUGCUGCUGCUGCUGCUGUUUGGUGUUGGCUUGCAGUUACUCGCGUGGUCGCCAGUGAUUCGGUUCUCUUUCCUAUCCGCUCCCGCUUAGUUUACAACAAGCACAAACGAUAACAACAACAGUGAAUUAUUUUUAUUCAACAAAACAACACCCUAAAACUAUCGUCAACCACGGUGCCUCCCUGUUUCCACACAAAUGUGCUCUCCGUGUUGCUUGUGCGUCGCGCAAUCAUCACCAGACCACACAUGUGAUUGUCCGUGCGGUACGUUUAGCUUCGUAUAACUACCAUUUCACCUUUCCCACUUAAACCCACGUACACAAACACACACACACACACGUACAAAGAAGCGAGAUGGGAGAAGGUAGGAUGCAUGGUGAAUAUUAAAGUGUUUGCUGUAAAAGUGUGAUACGCGACGCCGCAUGAAGCGAUGGAGCAGCCCAGUCGCUCGUGCACCGUCGUCGGCGUGUAAGUUACCUUUCGGACCGCAAACACACACACACACGCGCGUGCUUAUACCCCAGUUUGGGAUGGGCAGCUUCGGCUGAAUGAAUCUGUCUCGUCAGUUAAUUGUGUCGCUUUGUGCGGGGUGUAAUGAGUGCUGUGUAAGAGGGUCGUGAAGGUUCGUUUGAGGCGAGUCCGAUGGUGUGUUGCGUGGUGCGACGAUUGCAUGCAAUUUGCGGAUAAAUCAACAAAACCAGCUAAUGCUUCGAUCGAACAAAAAAAAAAGAAACAAAACCCAACAAACAAACCAAACAACCAAAAAGCUCGAGCUAAUCGAAAAUAUCGUCCACAAACACACACACAGAGAGAGAGUGCAGCCCACGUGGUAUGGUGCCUGUGUUCCCUGGGAUUGGCUCACUUGAUCUUGCUUGCGUGAAGAGUGUGUAUGUGCGGUAACGUAAGUUUCAUGUAACGUUGGAAACGGGGCGCCGCGUGUGAGUGUUUGCGUAGUGUUUGUGCGGCACGGCACACGAAAUUGAUUGAUUUGGCAAAUGGAACGUGAAGAAGGUUUAUCAGAUCGGUCACACAAAGGGAAGCGAUCCUUCCCGGGUCUGCUGGAUGGGUGUUGGUAGAAAACGGCUGGGGAAAAACAGCACAAAAGAAGAGUUCACCGGAAGAGGUGAAAAAAGGCAAUAAAACUUAUCUACGGAAAACAAUUCGUGCGCCUUUCCAUCUUCCCAUCCUGUCUCCACCACAACAAAGACUCGAUUUCGUUCGAUUCUACUCGGCCCCGAAGGAGGGCCCAAUCCAGGCUAAAUUGGUUUUGUGCUAAAAGCGAAAGUGAACCGAUUCUAUUUAUUUACCCCGGUGCUGCUGAUGGUCGGUGUUCUGUAAACGGUCGAUGGAGGAGUUCUCCUCUCCUGUCUUUUGUGCUUUUGUUGUUUGUUCUAACCUGCCCCACUCGACGGGACGCAAUCAAUUGAAGCACGUUUACGUAUUUUCACCCACCGUUCCCGGCAGUGACAUCCGCCAAAUCCGCCCCAACAGAAGCUAAAUGAGUGUAGGUAGCAAGCGUCUGCUAGCAAGCGCCGCCCGGGAACGGAGCACUGUCGAACGAACGACGAAACGUGUGCGAACCGUGUUUUCGUGGUAAACGUGAGCCUGUUGUUACAAUGUUAUUGCAAUUAGAUGGUGCUAUAGAAGCGACUGCCUCCAGCGAACGAUUACAGCGCAGCAGCAGCAGCAGGACAAAGGACAUCAUUACAGCGCCGUGGAAUGAAGCCAUCAAUGGUACCGUACUCGGCAAAACCGUACCCAGCAACGCGACCGUCAGUAGGCCGACCGAGGCUCGAUCGUACGCACACGUAACUGGCUCGAUGGCGCACGGCAAUAGUAGCAGUGGCACGCUAGCGACGGCACUCGUGCCACCGAGAGCGCCGAACGGUACGGUCGCAACGUCCACCACACCCACCGAACAGCCCGCCCGAAAGGUUGACAUAUUAAUCUAUCCAACAGUGUCGCCGGAGACGAUCGUCGUACCGAUCCUGUCCUGCAUCGUUGGCUUCCCCAUCUUUGCCCUGCUCGUCAUCUGCUGCCUGCGGCGCCGUGCCAAGAUUGCCCGCGAACGUGACCGGAGGCGAAAUUUCGAUCUCAAGGCAAACACCAUUACGCUCGUUCGCUUCAAUUCGCACCACCUCGGCAAUCAGCGUUCGAUUCUGCUGCAGUCGAGGGAGAGCCUGAGCCGCGGAUACCCUUCCCUCGAUCUGGAUACGGUGUACGAGGAGAAGAGUGAUACGCAUGGCAGCAGCCAGCUCGAUUCGCCCGCCGCCCACAUGCUGCUGACCGAUCCACCCUCCGACACGGACAACGAGCAGUGCUAGCAUUCGGAGAGUCCGGUCGGUUCGAGGGCACCGAGCCCAACGGAACUGACCGGACCGCUCCUGCCGAUCCGUACCAACACGAUCACCGGCACGAUCGCGACCGCCGCCUACGGUGCGUACGGCAAAGAUCGGGACGAUACGGUGCUCGAGCUGGUCCGCGGCAAGCGGAAACGGUUUCGCAACACCAAACACAAACGGUUGGCCGUUUCGCACAGCGAAACGAAUCUGACCGGGCUGGGCCGAACGCACGCAGCGUGCAGUAGCGGCGUCAUCAGCCCGGCAUCGGCACGAUCGCCACGGGAAGGAAGGGAUGCAGCACGCGUUGGACGUACCAGUACCACCAGCUUUGACGAAACGACGACGACAUCAGCCACGAUGGCUACGGCCAAGGACGGCAAACCACCGGCUAGAUAUGGGUCGCGCAAGAAGGCACCCCGGGUGCAGCGGCAGAAGGAGGUGUGCGAAGGUAUCCGGGCACCGCUCUGGACCACCCUGACCCACGCACAGACAAUAAGUGACUAUGAAAUCUGAACAGCUUCCCAGCCGCAGCAUUGCGUUCAGGUCGGGCGAAGGCACAGGCUGCGUUUUACUGUUUUGUUUACGCGGCAUCUGUCCUUCGUCAAACUGACUGGUAGUUAGGAAAAAUGUGGCUAGAUUUCAUACAACCGAACAGUUUUGGAAUUGAGCAACAAAGGGAGGGAAAGAGAGAGAGAGGAUUAAUGGGAAUUUUCGUGUGGUUUUGGGUUGGCCAAGCUAAAACCUUGUUAAUUAUAUAGCCAUAAUGUUGGGUCGGAGGCAUAAGCAUUAAGCAUAACGCAACACCAGUUUAGGUCGAAUACCGAUUGAUUGAUACAAUGAGACGAGAUUGAGCAAUAAGCAACAAAAACACAUACACAUAACGGGUCAUAAUGGAAUGAAUAUAUAAAUGCGUAGCUAAGCAAAGCAUCUUGUUGAA